Diutina rugosa is the source of this 423-nucleotide messenger RNA. RefSeq lists its product as uncharacterized. Gene Ontology annotation, biological process: late endosome to vacuole transport via multivesicular body sorting pathway. The transcript has a single exon. The record is from RefSeq and is a predicted model, not a curated record. NCBI's taxonomy places the organism in Eukaryota, Fungi, Ascomycota, Pichiomycetes, Serinales, Debaryomycetaceae. The coding region runs from base 1 to 423 and encodes 140 amino acids. Gene Ontology annotation, cellular component: endosome; Vps55/Vps68 complex.
AUGAAACCGAACCCGCUCAAUAAGAUCAUCUUCCUUUCGGCGGUGCUUGCGCUGGGGUUCCUCCUCAUCCUCCUUUCAUGCGCCCUCUACAACAACUACCACCCGCUCUGGGUGAUUUUGAUCUUCCUUUUGGCGCCGUUGCCCAAUAUUGUGGCCAGUUCCGUGGCCAACUCUCGGGACAACUUCCUCACGUUUCAGGAUAAUAACGCCCCGCUGGCGUUUCUGGAGUUCUGCGGGACGCUCACAGGGUUCUUGGUGGUACUGGGUAUCGCCUUGCCGUUGACCUUCUACCAUUGUGGAACGAUCGGAAUGGGGUCAAUGAUCAUGAGUAUGACGGGUGGGUUGAUUGUCUACGCCGACAUCAUUAUAUUCAUCUGGUUCUUCUCCGAGGAAAGCGAGGAAAAUGACGAUUUUAAUUUCUAA